Messenger RNA from Onthophagus taurus, 9042 nucleotides. RefSeq names its product histone acetyltransferase enoki mushroom (gene enok). Gene Ontology annotation, biological process: nucleosome assembly; regulation of transcription by RNA polymerase II. Lineage: Eukaryota; Metazoa; Arthropoda; Insecta; Coleoptera; Scarabaeidae. Gene Ontology annotation, molecular function: DNA binding; transcription coregulator activity; chromatin binding. The record is from RefSeq and is a predicted model, not a curated record. Gene Ontology annotation, cellular component: MOZ/MORF histone acetyltransferase complex; nucleosome; chromatin.
CGAUGUCGCUGGUCGAGUGUUGUUGCCGUGAAAUGUGCGCAACAGCGCAUGCGCAGAAUUAUUCACUCGACUCGUUCCCGACUUCAGCCCAUUUUGCUCCGAUCACAAAUAUAUACCGACUUUUGUUGUUUAUUGUAAAAACGAAAUGGUGAUUGUAUUAAAAAACGAUGAAUAAUGAUCGUACGCGCGUUAAUUAACAACGUUCGUUUACAAAACGCGCGCGAUCUUGCCGGAAAUCGUGCGGAAACGGUCCGGAAACCAGCGUUCUCCAUCCAUCGUCGGAAUGUGAAUGAUGAACGAACUGUGUUGAGUGUCAAAAACUCGAUUGUGAUGAAUCCCCGUUAAAUUAACGUCAUUUUUGAUUGUCAAAGUGAAUUAAGCGUCUGUGAAAGUUUGUGUUUUUGGAUUAUUUGUUAAACGUUUUCGCGGAAUUUCCUUCGAAAAAUUGAUCUGAAUUUUAUACGAACGCGCCUAACACAAAAAAAAACCCAAAAAAAAAAUGUACGAAACCCAAGAAGUUUCACAAUCAAUCUGGACUCGAUGGAUUCUAGAUGCAAUUCGUAAAAUCCGGUCUCAAAAGCAACGUCCAAGCAUCGAAAGGAUAUGCCACGCAAUUCGGCAACAUCACAAUUACCACGAGGAGGUUAUCGCCGAACACCUGGAAACGUCCGUUAAAGAAGGAGCCGUAUUAAAAGUGUUCAAUAAAGGACAAAGUUCGUACAAAGAUCCCGGAGGAUUACAAAACCGAACAUUAAGUGUCGAGAAGGGAUGUGAUUUAACUAAAUUGGUCGCGAAAGCCGUUCGGGAGCUCGGUGAACGCGACGGUUCCACGAUUAAAUCCAUCGAAAAAUAUGUUCGGCAGUCUCAUACGGUCGUCGAAAGUACCGAAUUGGAUUUGCGCACAGCUUUGAGGUUAGCUGUUAAGAGAGCGGUCACGAAAUUUUUGAUUUUACAAGAGGGAAAAAAUUACAAGUAUAAUUAUAAUUCGGCGAGUCCCAGUUCAAAAAGGAAACAGGAGAAACGGGUUUCCGAUGAGUUUGAUGGUGUCACCCCAAAGGGUCCGGUAGCUAUCCCAAUUUGUUCGGAAUGUCUCGGUACGGAAACCAAAAAUGGUCGGGGCGUCUUCGAGAAAUUAAGUUCGUGCAUUGGAUGCGGAACUUACACCCAUUUGAGUUGCACGAAUGCGGGGCCGGAAUUAAAUCGUCUCGUUGCGAAAGGGGGAAAAUGGUUUUGCGAGGAAUGCAAGACCUGUUCGGGUUGCGGAAAUUCAAACGUGUCAUGGUGUCUCUUGUGUUGUUGCAAUUGCGAUCGGCAAUACCACGUUUCUUGUCUUGACCCGCCAGCGGAGAAGAAGCCGAAAUGUCCGUGGAGGUGCAAACAUUGUUUGGGGCACCACGAUAAUGUUAAAACGAAGAAAUUACAACCCGGGAGUACGGUUAAGAAAAAAAUUGAGAAGAUCCGAGAAAAACUUAAAAGGACGCCGGAAAUUGUAUCGACCCCAACCAUCAACGCUUCUUCGAGAUGCGGUUCAAACGCGGGUUCUUCGAGGAGGGCACGAGUUCCAGCAACCGGGCAGCGUUUAUCUGAGAGUGAUGAGGAUGUUUCGGAUGACGGAGAAGGGGGCGAAGCUGUCGUCGAUGAUCACGAGGGUACGCCACCAAAUCCUGACCACAUCACAAUCAACAAUUCAACCACUACCACCACCACCAUCGGUUCAACAAAUCAAAAAAUCGUCAAAAAAACCCGACCCGUUUCGGUCCUCUCGCCUAACCACAACCUUUCCUCAUCCCAUGAUGAAGAAACUUCAGAAAGUAUCAGUAGGGAGAAACAAAAAUUUUUCCGACAGAGCGCUUUUAACGUUGAGAAAAAGAAAAAGGAGGCAAUAAGAAGAAACAAUAACAAAAAAAUUAAUAAUAAGAAAGAUGAUGUAAGCGACGAUUUAAGUGAUGAUGACGAUGAUGAAAGUGAUAGUUGCUCCUCGAAUUGCUCGAUGAGUUCAACAAGUUCCGAAUCAUCGAUCGAAAACGUAAGAAUGGGGGUUAACAAAAAUAAUAAAAAAAUACCAACGUUUGGGAGCAUAAUUGGAGUCGAUAACAACGAGAAAUUAUGGGGUUUCGCAGCGGCGGCAGCCCAAAAAGAAACUUUAUUGUUUUCCGAUUUCAUCCAAAACCCAAUACUUCAAUCGUCAAAAGAUACCAAAUCGAACGAAAAAACUUCGGGUCAUUUAAAAAAUCUUUUCGAUGGUCUCUCCCAUUUUUUCGCUCCUGAUGUAUCUCGCCUACGUAAAGCUUCAUCCACGCAACUCGAUAAUAAUACAAGGCGUAAGAAAAAAGAUGAUCAAAAAGAAGAAGAAAGUCAAUUACAUAAAAAUCAUAAAAAAGAUAAACAGGAAAAAUGUCAAGAAAAAAAUGUUAACCAAGAAAAAAAUCCGUCGAAUGAAUGUCAAGAAAAAUUGGGUACUCUUGAUCCUGUUUUAUUUCCUUUAUCGCCUGUUCCUAAGAUUAAGGGUCAGAUAUUGAGUCCGUCGGACCUGGUUAGAACGGCCGUGAAGUCGAAACGGCUCGAGCUCGAGCGUCGGAGACUGCUGAGGGCGGCGGCGGAGCCACCCUCAUCAUCCUCAUUGAAUUGCGACGAGACGCGUUCCCGCAAGCGUAGUAGCGACCUCUAUGCGGAGGCGGCGACGCACACCAAUCAGACGGAUUUUUGGCCCCAACUCCCGCCCGGGGUUACUCAAAAAGACGUCGAUUUUUUCAAGGAGGCUCGAGAAAGAGCUGUUGCGGCCACCCCGCUUCCGGUUGUUGAAUCAACGGGAAACGGAGUUUUAACGUCACCAUCUCAAGCGAUGGCGGCCCAAGCACGAAACCCCGCAGCCAUCGAAUUCGGAAAAUACGAAAUCCAAACUUGGUAUUCAAGUCCGUUUCCUCAAGAAUACGCCCGAUUACCGAAAUUAUUUCUGUGCGAAUUUUGUUUGAAAUAUACGAAAAGUAAAGCCGUUUUGGAGCGGCAUCAAAAUAAAUGCACUUGGCGUCAUCCCCCGGCUACAGAAAUUUAUCGAAGGGAUGAUAUUUCCGUUUUUGAGGUCGAUGGGAAUGUGAGCAAGAUUUACUGUCAGAAUUUGUGUUUGUUGGCGAAAUUAUUUUUGGACCAUAAAACUUUGUAUUAUGAUGUUGAACCCUUUCUAUUUUAUGUUUUGACCAAGAAUGAUAAAAAGGGGUACCAUCUUGUUGGAUAUUUUUCUAAGGAGAAGCACUGCCAACAAAAAUAUAAUGUUUCUUGUAUAAUGACGAUGCCGCAAUAUCAACGACAAGGAUUUGGACGAUUUCUUAUCGAAUUUAGUUAUUUACUUUCGAAAGAAGAAGGACAACCAGGAACACCAGAAAAGCCGCUUUCUGAUUUGGGGAAAGUUUCUUACCACGCUUAUUGGAAAUCGGUUGUUUUGGAAUAUUUAGAUAAACAUAGGAGCUCAAAUUUUAAAUUAACCGACAUCAGUAAAGAAACGGGGAUGUAUUGCCAUGAUAUAGCGACCGCUUUGGAGUUAUUAAACUUUGUUAAAGCUAAUGAUGCAUCAAAAUGUUCGAUUGUAAUUGAUUGGAAAAAGGUCGAUUCUCACGUUGAGAAGGUGGCCAAAUCAACGACUAGGAUUUAUAUCGAUCCAGAGUGUCUCAGAUGGACCCCGCUUUUAACUCCAGCAGUGAAUCCUUUCCGCGAGGAAAAGAGCGAUAACGAGAAAGAGAAUAGUCUCGUUGAAACCGCCGAUAUCGUAGUUCCCUUUCCUGAAAAAAUUAUAAUUGAAGCAACCCAACCGGUUAAAUUAAAACGAGGAGGUGGGCGAAAGAGGAAAGCUAAAACACCUCAAAACCCCUCUCAAAUUAAUAACAAGCAAGUUAAAGAGGAAGAAGAAGAACUAAAAACGUCAUCUGGAAGGAAACGAAUUCGACCAAGUAAAUUCAAAGACUCAACGUUUGAGUUGAAACCCCCGGCUGAGAAGAGGAGGAGGAAUGAAUCUGAAAAGGACGAAAUGGGGUUAAAAGAAAUUAAGAGAAUUAAAGAUCAAAGCACCCCGCAACGACCGAAAAGAGAGGUUAAAGAAAAAAUGAAGCGGUUAGCACAGAGGAAAUUAAAAUGCGACGAGGAGAAGGAGGAAAUAAAAAAUGAGGAUGAAGAAAAUAAAGAGGAAAAUAAUGAAGAAAUAAGUGGUAGUGUUGAAAAGGAAACUUUGAAAUCGAAUUCGCCUUCUAAAUUAAUUAAAAAGUCGAAGAAAAAGCGGGGUUGGGUUAAAGGGCGAAGAAGAAAUUCGCCUCCAAAGAAACAAAUAACUCUGCCUGAAUUACUUAAAGGGAAAUUGAAGGAGAAGAUGGAGAGUGAGUCGGAAUCGAUGGGUUCAGAACGAUCUGAUGAAGAAAUUGAGGAAAAUGAGGAAGAGCAUUAUAAAGAUGAUUAUCGAGGAAAUUAUAAAGAAAGUGGUAAAGUAAAUGUUAAAGAAAAUUGUAAAGAAAACGUCGAUGAGAAUUGUAAAGAAAAUCUUAAGGAGAGUUGUAAAGAAAUUAAUAAAGAAAGUAAUAAAGAAAUUAAUAAAGAAGGUAAUAAGGAAAGUAAUAAAGAUGAUAAUAGAGAAAAUAAUAAGGAAGUUAACAAGGAAAGUAAUAAGGAAAGUAAUAAAGAAAGUUAUAAAGAAAAUCAUAAAGAGAAUUACAAAGAAAAUCGUAAAGAAACGCGUAAAGAAAAUCGAAGAAAAUCCCCAAAAGAAGAAACCAACAAAACCAAAAAGAAAUUAUGCGAAGAAGAUUCCUCAGCUGAGGCUGACGACGAAAUGGAAGAUGAAAUAAUCGAAAAGGAAUCAUCAUCAACGAACAAAUUUAAAUUUUCAAACUCUUCAGAUAAGGAAUAUUUGAGUUCAUCAGAAUCAGAAACGGAAAUCGACGGGCAAAAAAUCAAAACGAUUAAGAUUAAGGACGCUUUAAAAGCGGAAAGCGUCGACAAAGACAUUGAAAUUAAAGAGAAGGAGAUGAGGAUCAUCGAGGAGGAGAUCAACGACAUCCAAAAGGAGAUUAAUAAGAGCCAUAUGGAGAUUUGUACGAAAGAUGGUGGCGAAAUCAACAAAAAAUCGAUUAAUAAGGAAGAUGAAAACGUUGAAUCAAAAACUCAAAAUGAAGGUUCUGUCAUAAAAGAAUCGGAAGCCAAUCAAGAUAGAUGUGAAAAUUCGGAGAAAAAUCGUGAUUAUAAAGAAGAAAAUGUGGAGAAGAAAAUUUUGGAGUCGGCGAGUGAUGAGCAAAAUGGUUUAAUUGAUGUUGCACAAAAAGAAAUUGUUGAGGGUCAAAACCAAAGCGAAAAUGAGUCGAUUAAGUUGGUUGAGGAAAAGAAUCAAGUCGAAAUUGAUGAUGAUAAUAAAGAGAUUUGUGGCGAUAAAAUAGUUGUGGAGGAUAAAAUGAGGUUGGAGGAUAAAAUUGAUUCUGAGAGUAAGGUUGAUUCGGAGAUUAAAGUUGGUGUGGAGAAUAAAAUUGAUUUGGAGAAUGAGAAUAAAAUGGUUUUGGAGGAUAAAGUGGUUUUGGAGGAUAAAAUGAUUGUGGAGGAUAAAGUGGUUAUGGAGAAUAAGAUGGUUUUGGAGAACAAAAUAAAUGUUGAGGAUAAAUUUAAUGUUGAGAAUAAAAAUAAUGCUGAGGAUAAAUUUAAUGUUGGGAAUAAAAUUAAUGUUGAGAAUAAAAUUAGUCUUGAGAAUAAGAUUAAUGUUGAGAAUAAAAAUAAUGCUGAGAAUAAGUUUAAUGCUGAGCAUAAAAUGAAUGUGGAGAAUAAAAUCAAUGUGGAGAAUAAAAUCAAUGUGGAGAAUAAAAUAAAUUUGGAGAAUAAAAUUAAUUUAGAAAAUCAAAAAACUUUAGAAAAUAAUAAUCCAAUUGUAGAUUAUAAAAAUCAAACGGAAGAAAUGAAAUAUCAUCAACAUCAACAAAUUGAUCGUGAUCAUCAAUCAAGUUUAGAAAUAAGAAACCAACCCCAACAAGUUGUAUUAAAAAAUCCCAUUCAAAAUGAUUCCAAGACUCCAGAACAUCUUCCCCUAUCUCAAGACAUAAAACUGGAUCAACGUGAAUUAAAGCCACAAGAAAUAAUAAUGAGAGGAACUGAGGUUAGAAACCAAAAUUAUCCAGAAACAAAACUGCAUCACCAAUACCCAGACUCAAAAACGCCCCAAAUCGAGCAUAAACACCUCCAUCAACACUCAGAGUCACUUAAUUUCGAGCGCAAACCUCCCCAACAAAUUAAUCAUUACGAUUUGAAUCAACAAGCUUUGUUGUAUUUGAAGAAUCAAGCUAUGUUCGAAGUUCCAGGUUAUGAUUUGAAGAAUCAGCAACAAAUAUUCGAUUUAAAACAACAAACGAUAGGGUUACAACAAGUUUACGACGUCAAACAACACCAACAACAAAAAGUUGAAAUUCCCCAAAAAAACUUUUUGAAUCAAAAUAACCAAGAAGCGAAAAAAAUGUACAAAGAAGAAAAAGAAUUAAUAAGAGACGAGAAAAAAGAGAAAAAUGAAACGAUCGAUCACAGCGAAAAUAAAAUCCGAAUCGACGAGGAGAAAAAGAAGGUUAAAAAAGGCGAGGGGAAACAAAAAGAGAAAAAACACCAACAACAACAACACCAGCACCAACAUCAACAAAUUCAGGUGCAACAACACGACGAAAUUAAAAUUCCCAUUGAUAAUAAACGAUAUGAAAUUAAAAAUGAAACUUUAUUACCACGACCCCCACCGGAAUUCCAACCGAUGGCGCCUAAUUACGCGAUACCUCAGGGUCAAUACAAUUGGCAGUGGCAAAAUUUUUACGGCGAUUACCAACGUUAUCACCACAUGCCCCCGCUACACAUCCCACAACUCGAUGUCUUACCAAAACAACCCGACAAAGAAAAGCCGAAGAAAACGCAAAAAACCCAAAAAGAAAAAAUCUCGCCCAAAAAAGAAGACAGAAAAAAAGACCUCAACAAAGAUUGUUUAGUGAAAUCGAACGAAUUCGACGAAAAAAAGAAAGAAGAUGAAACCCCAACUAACGAAAUGUAUCCGAAUCAAAAUCAAGCGAUUAAACACACCCCACCAGGGAAUGAUAUAUCAAUGGGAGUUUACACCCCCGAUUCCACGACAAACUCGGUACAUAGCCUCCAAUAUAAUUCGGGUGAGUUGGAUGUGAAUCAAUUAGGGUUGGAAUCCCCCACUUCUAUAUCUUCAGAUAUGGCAUCUCAGAAUUCCGUUGAAACGGUUCGACCACCCUCGGAGAUGCAAAAUACGAAUUACGAUUGCACAGUGCAACAAAAUAUGGCGAUGCACCACCAAACGAGCGUCCCAGCGUCGAGCCCGAACGUUCUUCACAUGCAAAAUACAACGAGUAAUAAGCGGAUGCAACAAGCGCGGAGGAGCAACACCCCGUCGAAUAAAAAUAAUGUACGAAGCACCCCGCCGAAUGUCACUAAUAAUAUAAUUCACCAACAAAGAAGAUCCACCCCACCCGUUCAAACUCAUCAACACAUGCAAGCGAGUCCUAAUCACCAAAAUAUGCAACAAGGUCAUCACUCAACACAACUCCUUCAACAACAAGUUUUGCAUCAAAGUUAUGGGCACCACCAUCAAUUAAGCGGGGGGAUGCAUCAACACCACCAUCAUAUUAGCCAGGGGAAUUAUAUAAUGCCGCAAAUGUCGGGGGGAUUUACUCAAAGCGGGCAUGUUCCCUCAAUGACGACGGUGAUUCAACAUAGAAUGGCGCAACCGCAAAAAAUUCCGCAAACUUGCGCUGUUAGUACCGGGAAUUUUUAUGCGGCCGCAGUUCAAAAUCCGCACCAUCAAACACCGCAAAAUCAACAAAACCCCACAUCAGGGGGAAAUUCGAGUUGUAGCUUAGCGAAAUUACAACAAUUAACGAACGGUUUAGAAAUGAUUCCCCCCGCGUCUUGUAACACGAUGACCCCACCCCCGAAUGCGAUGACGAUAACCCCACCUCCACCACAUCACCCCCACGCAACGAUGACCCCACCCCCACCACCACAUCAAAUGAUACAAAAUCAACCGGUUCGAAAUUUGGGAACUCCUCCGUCCACGAUACAAAAUUUACAACCUCAAGUAUUAAGUUAUUCGAAGUAUUACCAACCGAAUGUGAAUAUGAAUCAGUUAGGCGGGGCGGUUACUCCGCCGAUGGGGCAAAAUUUAGGGCGGACUUCGAGAAAUUCGAAUAUAACGGUGCAACAUAUGCAGCCGACGUCGAGUAGGAUUAGUCCGAACGUUCCGAAUAUUGUGCCCGGGCAAUACAAUUUGAGCGAGUAUAGGAUGACGGCGCAACAAGGCGCGCCGAUAACCGGGUAUAUUGCGAAUACGACGGGGUUUAUUAAUAAUCCGAUGCAAAUGAUGAAUAUGGCGCAGCCUAAUUAUCAGAACGCCGCGACGCAAAUACAAAGGGGACAACAGAAUCCGAUGUAUCCAACACCACACGGGUAUAUUUAUAAUAACAUUAUGCAACCGCUUAAUGGAAGACGGUGAGAGUAAAACAAGAAAAGAAGAAAAUUCGAUUUUAUUAAAUAGUGUGAAAAUGAUCUCAAAAUGAAUGAGAACCUUUCGACAGGCUGUGCAAAAAAUAAACGGUUAUUUAAAUUGAGUUUGGUUUAAAAAGAAAAAUGAAAUGAAAAAAAUAUGGUGUAUAUAGAGUGUAAGUUGUAAGAAAUAGUGAGGUCGAAAGAAAACGUAUCUGAAAGAAACUGCGAAUGAGAAAAAGGAAGAUGCCACAAAAAGGAACUUCAACAUCACAUUUACUAAAUAUUAGUUUUUAAUAAAAAUCGCGUUUGUUUUUUUUAGAUGUUUUUAGAAUUGUUAUUUAUUUUUGCCUUUAAAAUAACUAAAAAUGUAAGAUAUAAAGUUGUACAGAUUUGUAAAUUUUUGUAUAAAAGAUGGUGCGGAAUAGUUUCUUAUUUUUUAUUUAAGGUCGUUUAUUUAUAUUGGUAUUAUUGAGUAUGUACAAAAAGAAUCACUAAUUAGUGAGGUACAUAUUAUUAUUAAAAAUAAAUCUGUUUAUUAAUUUC